AUGGAAGAAAUCCCUUCAGAAUCACAAGCUACAAAGUUCACUGCCGAACAAAGGGAAUGCGAGGAAUACUUCGUUAAGACUACUGAAGUCUUACCGUCGGGACGGCUUCAAGUAAGAUUGCCGUUCAAAACUGACCAAAAUGCGUUGGGUCAGUCAUUUGAAACCGCAGCUCGGCGGUUUCAGGCGCUGGAGAGACGUACGUUGAAAGAUCCAGAACCUCGUCAAAUGUAUCUGGACUUCAUGGAAGAGUACUUGGCAUUGGGCCACAUGAGCCCCACUGAUAAUAAAAUCUCGAGUGAAGCCCACUAUUUCAUUCCGCAUCAGUGUGUCUUAAGACCACAAAUGACCUCAGCUAAAAUCUUAUUGCAAGAGUCGUGGAUUAAGAAACUAGAUUGGGAUGAGUCCAUUCCGUUGUAUCUCAACAGCAGUUGGCAGAAUUUUAAAGCGAAUUUGUUGCAGUUGCCUUCAAUCAGCAUUCCUCGGUUCAUUUAUACUGAGUCGAGUGCUAAUUGUCAAAUACACGGCUUCGCCGACGCCUCAAUAAGGGCGGUUGCUCCGCUGAAGACUAAGUCUCUUCCUCGUUUAGAGCUCCUGGUAGCGCAUCUUUUGGCCAAGUUAUGGUCACGCAUUGCGCCAAUGUUGAAUCGACCUAUUGACAGCAUAACAUUCUGGACAGACUCCGAAAUAGUUUUGCAUUGGAUAAAAACACAUCCAUCAACGUUGCAAACUUUCGUUGCAAAUAGAGUGUCCGAGAUUCAAGAGUUGACUCAAAGUGCUUCGUGGCGUCAUGUGCCAACUAAACAAAAUCCUGCGGAUCAAGUGUCUCGGGGUUGUAGCGUGGAUGAAAAACAGAACUCAAUAUGGUUUUCUGGCCCACAGUUCCUCUUAGAAGACCCCGCAAGUUGGCCAAUAAAUACCCAUUGCGAAUUAACGCCUGAAGAACAAGCACUGGAAAAGAAGAAAAACGCCAGCGCCUUGGUAGCAGUGAGUGACAACCGUAAUCCACUCUUAACUGUGAUUGAAAAAUAUUCCUCGCACAAAAAAUUAUUACGAGUUUUUGCCUAUAUUCUGCGAUGGGUCUUAAAGGUGAGAGAUCGAUCCACCAAAUAUGAUCCAACACCAUCGGCACAAGAGUUGCAAUUAAGGUUCUUAAAAAUUGUUCAAAUAGUCCAAUUUAAGGAAUAUAGCCAAGAAAUUACCAAAUUCUCAAAAAAUCUUCCACUACCGUCGAGCUUGCAAAAGUUGAAUCAAUUUUUGCAUGAGUAUUCAGAAAAGUCCUUGUCGUUGAAAUUGUUACGAGUAGGCGGUCGUUUAUUAAAUGUGCCUAUCCCGUACGAUGCCAAAUUUCCUCUAUUAUUGAGUAAAAAUUCGCAGUUCGUGAAUUCGUAUAUACGGUUCCUACAUUUGCGCAACCACCAUGCAGGUGCGAAAGCAUUGGUUGCAAUUUUACGUGAAAAAAUUUGGUUCGUUGGACGCCGGGCAAUACCAGUGACGAUUCACUGCGACAACGCGACGAAUUUCGUAGGAGCCGAUCUGAAGCUCAAGGAACUGAAGGAAGCGUUUCUGAGUCAGAAGGAGGAGGUAACCCAAUACGCAGCGGACGAAGGGUUCAAGUUCACCUUUAUACCUUCCAGGGCUCCCCACUUCGGCGGGUUAUGGGAGGCCGCAGUGAAGUCGGUGAAGCACCUGCUCGUACGAGCCGUAGGCAACGCGAGUCUCACCGCCGAAGAAAUAGAAACGCUGCUCGUCGAG
Molecule: messenger RNA, 1752 nt
Organism: Rhagoletis pomonella (apple maggot)
Lineage: Eukaryota; Metazoa; Arthropoda; Insecta; Diptera; Tephritidae
Exons: 4
Molecular function (GO): nucleic acid binding
Source: RefSeq, a predicted model, not a curated record